AUGGACAUGGGGGACUUGUAUAUUAAUGUCAAAGAUAAAGAUUAUUCUACUGACUCACGUGUAGAAGACAAAGUAUCAGACUGUGAAAAUUUGCCACAAUCUUCUUUGCUGAUCCCAACAGCAAAACGCGUUCGCUUUUCAAGAACUCAAGUUUAUUACUUUAAUCGACAGCAGGGCUAUUCCUCAGUACCUCAACGCGGUGGCUGUUCUUUAGGAAUGGCUUUGGAGCAUUUUCAUUCAGAAGUUCACAAAGAGUCAUCUUUUAGAAAGAUACGGCAAAGUGAAAAGCGAUUGAAUCCUGUAAAUAAUUUCACAGCUCCUUCACAGCUUAACUGUAGAGGUCGAAGGCGUAAACGCAAACAACCACGAGCAACAACCAUUUACUCAGAUAAGGAUUCUGAAACCAAUGUAAAUAAAAAUAAUGUCCGACUAAUUUCUCCUUACUUUUCACCUCCCAAAUUAUCCCCACAACGACUUGAUUCUACCGAUUGCAAGAUCACUCAAACAGCGAAUAUUCGAACUCCAUCUCCACCAUGUCUUUCACCCCAAGAAGGAGUCUCAAAUAUUGAUAUUUCUAUUGAUAUUCCUGAAACAGAUUCGGAAAACUCUAUGGAGUCUUUUGCCGUUCCCAGAACCACUACUAAGAAACUCUUGCCGCUUCCUCCAGUAGUUCGAACACGAUUAUUAAAACAGGCAGGUGUUAUCAAUAUUGAUGAUUCUGAGCGAUUGAAUUGUGCGGUACUUAGAAACUCUCGUACAACAGUGGGAUGUGGAUGUAUCUCUUCAUUUUGUAAUCCAGAAACUUGUUCUUGUGCAUUGGAUGGAAUUCCUUGUCAAGUUGAUCGUCCAGGAUUUCCAUGCAGUUGUUCCGAGCAGUGCAAAAAUCCAUGUGGCCGAAUUGAAUUCUCAACCACCCGAGUUCGGUCUCACGCUCUUCACGUUUUUCAACGGCAGUUGGAGAAUGACGGUGAUCGACUCCAGCCAGUUAGUUCAGAACAUGGAGAGUGUCUACAGUGCCUUCAGGAACGAUUGAGUCAACUCGAAUCUUCUCCUACUUCCCUACCACCUUCUCCAAUCGCCAAAAAAUUUCCUUCUCUAACCCUGUCUCCCCCUCUACAUUCCCCAGGUUUUAAUAAUUCCAUUUAUGACCUUCCAUCACCACCACUGGCUUCGUCUCCUCCUAUUUUUCCUGGCGGUGCCGAUCAUUCAAUUUUUAGAUUGCCUCUAAUGACACCUAUUAUUGUGAACAGCUCCUUUUUGGCGUCGUCGUCGUCGUCAUCCACCUCAAAGGCAAUCGUGGUGUACAAGCCACCCUCCUCAAUCCUUAGAGAAUGCUUUGGAAAGGAUUUGGAUACCGGGGUCCUUCAGCAAAUUCCAAAACCGAUCACUGAAGAUACUGCAACUGAGAACGUGAAUCCGCUAAAUGGUGUUCCUGUUGCAGACGGUGUUGAUAAUAUCAAGCUCGAGCCAGGUCUCGAGGUCGCUAAAGAUACGGUACUUGAACCAGCUGAUUAUGAUGCUUGUCUUCAAGGCAAAGCCAUAUUCACAGCGAAUUCUUCAAUCCUUCGUAUGCCAUCUCCACUACCCCCGAAAAUACCAAGCAGACGAUCAGUAAAAUUCAUUCAGACACUAGCAUCAGGUCCAAAUCCCGAAUGUAUACCGAAUCUCAAUCGAUUAGGUCCUUGCAAGCGUUCGAUUAUAAUGUGCGAUGCCAACAAUCCCUUGGCUCCAAUCUGGCCACCACCCAAGGGAGGGGUGAAUAUCGAUGAGAUUUGGGAUGAUGGGCCUCUUCUUCAAAACUAUAAGAGCAUGGAGGAACACGUGAAGAAACAAGUUGAGAGAUUCAAGAAUUCCGUCAGGCCGCCUCCGCCGCCAUCCGUGCCUGCGAAAUCCACCCAUCCAACUCCUCCUGUUCCGCAAUCUCUUCCCACCCAGUCGAGCGCCACAACUCCUGGUAGGAAAAAGAGGAGAAAUAACAAGCAUAAGCGGGGUGGUGGAGCUGCGCCGGCGGCAGCAGCUUCACAACAGCAGCAGCAAACACCGGUUACCCCCGUCCUUCCCUCUGCUAUCGUUACUCCUGAUCCUGCUCCUGCUCCUAUUUCAAACCCCGCUCCGCCAUCCUCUCCAAGUCCUCCUUCAAAUGGUGUUGAGCAGCAUUUGUCGCCUCAACAUCCAACUUCUCCUCAUCCGCCGUGUUCCUCUUCCACUAGAGGACCAGAGGGUUUGCAUGCUUCCCUCUCUGAUAAUAAAGCAAUGUCGAAUCCUGAGACUGUUUCUGCAAACACUCCUUCCGCCGCAAGCCCGACCGCCUACGCGACAGCGCCAUCAUCGCCAGCAAGAGUCGUCUCGAAUCCGAGUCCCAUUUCAGUCGGUCCCUCGGUGGGGUCGGCUAUUCCUGACGCCGCUCUUGCUCCCGCUCCUGUUGUUCCCGCACCGGCUCCGGCUGCAAUUCCAGCUCCUAUGUAUCCACUUAUCUCACAUCUCCCUGUGGAUUUGAUGCCGCCACCACAUCCGCCUGCACUCUGUUCUAGUCCCAGCGGUAACAGUUCUGCGCGGUUUGGUGGUCCCCAACAGUCAUCCUGCCUGCUUCCAACACCGGUAGAAGCGCAAACUACCUCCUCCCUCACAGCCUCCCUAACCACUCCCAAUGGAGAAUUCAACAUGAGUCUCCUCUUGCGAGCCUGGUAUGAGGCUGGCUAUGCCAUGGGCCAAGCGCAUGCCGACCAAAUCUUGGGUCUACGCUCUGGUCCAUGUGGGAGUGGAGAUGGGUCAGACGAGGAUGAAGAUGAUGACGAUGGGGAGGAGGUGGAGCAACAGGUAGUGCAGCAAAAAAAGGGAAAACCAAGAAAAUCGAAAAAAGCGUUGACUACUUCGAACCUCUGUUCUGACUCCUCUGGAGUUUCUUCUUUUCGAAGUUCGGAACUCCCAACUAUGAUUCAAGAUCCAAAUAUUCUCUCUUUUUAUCCCAAACUCUCGAACACUGAAAUUCGUCGAACAUUCCAGCUUUUUUCUCGAGUUGUUGAAUCCCGUGUGCGACUUUCAUGGAUACCGCAAGUAUUUUCGAGAAUUCCGUGUGCCCAAAGCAAAUCGGAGGAGGUUGAAGUAUUGCAAUCAGGAACGGCUAAAGAUCGUAGCUUUGGUGCUCCAGCAGUAGUAUGCUUUCUUCUGCAGAUAUCGUCAGUGUCACCCCGUUACUCUCUAUCAUCCUCUCAACCACCACAUCCUAACUUGCCAAGUGUAAUUAGUAGCAAAACCGCAGAUGUUGUCAUCGAUUUAGUCAAUACCUUCGAAUCACGAUACGCCGAUGACUAUGAAAGCUUAAUUGGAGAUGCCUUACUAAUUCAUAACAGUGUUUCUGCUACCGACUCCUCAGCUUCAGAAGUAGAACUCGACGUCAAACUUCUUUCUGGACCCUAUCCCACAGACUACUCCUCCCUUCGGUUAAGGUACUUCAAAAUCCUCGAGGGCCUCUUUGUAUCUCAAAUCAAUUGGGGAAGAAUUGUGGCGAUGAUAAGCUUCCUCCGUGCCCUCUGUGUCGUGUUAGAUACAACACCUGGCUCACAAUCAUCAUUAUCAUCUGUGGAUGAUAGUAUUUCUAUGAGUCCAAAGGUAGCCAACUUGCAGUUAGCAAUCCUUCAUUACCUAAUUUGGACGACGGAAUUCAUUCACAAGCAACCUAAGCUUUGGGAUUGGAUAAAAGAUCAUGGAGGAUGGGAGGGAUUGGAGAAAUUUUAUUAUGGUGAGAAGUCUACACUCCACUCUCAAUUGCUUCUCGGCCUUGCUCUUAUACUUGCACCAGUCGGAUUCGUCAGUGCAAUACGUUUUGUUUUUCGUCAACUUUGGCCGCGUACGUUUGAAUAA
This is a messenger RNA of Rodentolepis nana, 3861 nucleotides long. The record is from the annotation of a GenBank genome assembly. NCBI's taxonomy places the organism in Eukaryota, Metazoa, Platyhelminthes, Cestoda, Cyclophyllidea, Hymenolepididae.